Molecule: messenger RNA, 4821 nt
Organism: Microcebus murinus (gray mouse lemur)
Lineage: Eukaryota; Metazoa; Chordata; Mammalia; Primates; Cheirogaleidae
Gene: ARHGEF2
Product: Rho/Rac guanine nucleotide exchange factor 2
Biological process (GO): actin filament organization; positive regulation of neuron differentiation; cell morphogenesis
Cellular component (GO): cytoskeleton; ruffle membrane
Molecular function (GO): microtubule binding; guanyl-nucleotide exchange factor activity
Source: RefSeq, a predicted model, not a curated record
CUUGUUGUUGUCAGUGACUUAUAGGAGAGGGCAGGUCAGCUAUUGGAUAGUCUUAGGGAGAUUUGGUGACCAAGGACCACAGAUCAGCGCUGGAUGGCUCAGAUAAAUAGACCAAUGUGGAGAGGCCCUAAGGAGAGUUGGGCAAGGGCUGUAGAGCUCCUAGCAGAGAGGGCAGGGCCUGGAGGCAUAGAUUAGGAAUCCAGGUAUAGGCUGGGAGAUUUCAAUGACUAUGUAAAUAAGCAUACAAAAUCAGCACCUGUUUAUUUGGCUCCCAUGGCUGAAGGCUGAUUAGAGUGGGUCAGCCCUCUGAGAGUGUGGGUGUCUGAGCAUGUAAUGGCCCCUUUAAGAUAUCAGGCUCUGAUUUGUGGUCCUGAAAAUCUCUAGCUGACACAUCCUCCUGGCUCUGGGUUUGGGAUUAGCUCAUGGGAUGGGGCUGAUGAAAUCCCAGGAAAUUCAGUCUUUAUUGGCUUUAGGCCCAGAGGCCCUUUCCAAACAGCCAAGAGGGUCUACACAGGGCUCUUGUUCUUUCUGAGAGAAGAAAAUGCCCCCACCCCAUACCACUUCCGUUGAGGAGCAGCAUGAGAGGAGACUGGGCCCUCCCAUCCUGAGCCUGGAUUAGGUAGGAAGGAGGAGUCUGCAUUUGUCUGGAGGAGCCUGCAGUUUUCCCCCUAAAUAGAGGGGCCUGGGAAACUGAAGUGUCCACAUCCAGGAAGUCCUAGGAGGUCAAGCUGUAGCCAGCUGGAAGGGCAUUCAGGUACCUGGGCAGGCUCCUCCCUGCGAAGGACCUUCAGCUUCCUCUGGGGCAUGACCGGAAAGGCCAAGACCCGGGAAAAGGAGAAGAUGAGGGAAGCCAAGGAUGCCCGCUAUACCAACGGGCACCUCUUCACCACCAUCUCAGUUUCAGGCAUGACCAUGUGCUAUGCCUGCAACAAGAGCAUCACAGCCAAGGAAGCCCUCAUCUGCCCAACCUGCAAUGUGACUAUCCACAACCGCUGUAAAGACACCCUCGCCAACUGUACCAAGGUCAAGCAGAAGCAACAGAAAGCCGCUCUGCUGAAGAACAAUACUGCCUUACAGUCUGUUUCUCUUCGAAGUAAGACAACCAUCCGGGAGCGGCCCAGCUCUGCCAUCUACCCCUCCGACAGCUUCCGGCAGUCCCUUCUUGGCUCCCGCCGUGGCCGCUCCUCCCUGUCUUUAGCCAAGAGUGUUUCUACCACCAACAUUGCUGGACAUUUCAACGAUGAGUCUCCCCUGGGGCUGCGCCGGAUCCUCUCACAGUCCACAGACUCCCUCAACAUGCGGAACCGAACCCUGUCUGUGGAAUCCCUCAUUGAUGAAGGUGCAGAGGUGAUCUAUAAUGAGCUGAUGAGUGACUUUGAGAUGGAUGAGAAGGACUUUGCAGCUGAUUCCUGGAGCCUUGCUGUGGAUGGUAGCUUUCUACAGCAGCAUAAAAAGGAGGUGAUGAAGCAGCAGGAUGUCAUCUAUGAGCUAAUCCAGACAGAACUGCACCACGUGAGGACACUGAAGAUCAUGACCCGCCUCUUCCGCACGGGGAUGCUGGAAGAGCUACAGUUGGAGCCAGGAGUGGUCCAGGGCCUGUUCCCCUGUGUGGAUGAGCUCAGUGACAUCCAUACACGCUUCCUCAGCCAGCUGUUAGAACGCCGACGCCAGGCCCUGUGCCCUGGCAGCACCCGGAACUUUGUCAUCCAUCACUUGGGUGACCUGCUUAUCAGCCAGUUCUCAGGUCCCAGCGCAGAGCAGAUGCGUAAGACCUACUCGGAGUUCUGCAGUCGCCACACCAAGGCCUUAAAACUCUAUAAGGAGCUGUACGCCCGAGACAAACGCUUCCAACAAUUCAUCCGGAAAGUGACCCGCUCAGCUGUGCUGAAGCGGCAUGGGGUACAGGAGUGCAUCCUGCUGGUGACUCAACGCAUCACCAAGUACCCGGUGCUCAUCAGCCGCAUCCUACAGCAUUCCCAUGGGAUGGAGGAAGAACGCCAAGACCUGACAACAGCACUGGGGCUAGUGAAGGAAUUGCUGUCCAAUGUGGACCAGGACGUGCACGAGCUGGAGAAAGGGGCCCGUCUGCAGGAGAUUUACAACCGCAUGGACCCUCGGGCCCAGACCCCAGUGCCUGGCAAGGGUCCCUUUGGCCGAGAGGAACUUCUGCGGCGCAAGCUCAUUCAUGACGGCUGCCUGCUCUGGAAGACAGCAGCUGGGCGCUUCAAAGAUUUGCUAAUGUUGCUGAUGACAGAUGUGCUGGUAUUUCUCCAGGAGAAGGACCAGAAGUACAUCUUUCCUACCCUGGACAAGCCCUCAGUGGUAUCACUGCAGAAUUUAAUCGUGCGGGACAUCGCUAACCAGGAGAAGGGGAUGUUUCUGAUCAGCGCGGCCCCACCUGAGAUGUAUGAGGUGCACACAGCAUCCCGGGAUGACCGGAGCACGUGGAUCCGAGUCAUUCAGCGGAGUGUAUGCGUAUGCCCAUCCAGGGAGGACUUCCCCCUGAUUGAGACAGAGGAUGAGGCUUACCUGCGGCGAAUCAAGAUGGAGUUGCAACAGAAGGACCGGGCACUGGUGGAGCUGCUGCAAGAGAAGGUCGGGCUGUUUGCUGAGAUGACCCAUUUCCAGGCGGAAGAGGAUGGUGGCAGUGGGAUGUCCCUGCCCAACCUGCCCCGGGGCCUUUUCCGAUCAGAGUCCCUUGAGUCCCCUCGUGGCGAGCGGCUGCUGCAGGACGCCAUCCGUGAGGUGGAGGGCCUGAAAGACCUGCUGGUGGGGCCUGGGGUGGAACUGCUCUUGACGCCCCGAGAACCAACCUUGCCCUUGGAAGCAGACAGUGGUGGUAACACGAGUCCUGGGGUCACUGCCAAUGGUGAGACCAGAACCUUCAAUGGCUCCAUUGAGCUCUGUAGAGCUGACUCAGACUCCAGCCAGAAGGAUCGAAAUGGAAAUCAGCUGAGAUCUCCCCAGGAGGAGGCGUUACAGCGAUUGGUCAAUCUCUAUGGACUUCUACAUGGCCUACAGGCGGCUGUGGCCCAGCAGGACACUUUGAUGGAAGCCCGGUUCCCUGAGGGCCCUGAGCGUAGAGAGAAGCUGUCCCGAGCGAACUCUCGGGAUGGGGAGGGUGGCAGGGCUGGGGCUGCCCCUACAGCUCCUGAAAAGCAGGCCACAGAACUGGCAUUACUGCAGCGGCAACAUGCACUGCUGCAGGAGGAAUUACGGCGCUGCCGGCGGCUAGGUGAAGAACGAGCAACCGAGGCUGGCAGCCUGGAAGCCCGGCUCCGCGAGAGUGAGCAGGCCCGGGCUCUGCUGGAGCGAGAAGCUGAAGAGGCUCGCAGGCAACUGGCCGCCUUGGGCCAGACUGAGCCACUCCCCGCCGAGGCCCCCUGGGCCCGCAGGCCUGUGGAUCCUCGGAGGCGCAGCCUCCCUGCAGGCGAUGCCCUCUACUUGAGUUUCAACCCCCCACAGCCCAGCCGAGGCCCUGACCGCCUGGAUCUGCCUGUGACUAUUCGCUCCAUCCAUCGACCCUUUGAGGAUCGUGAGAGACAGGAACUGGGUAGCCCUGAGGAACGGCUGCAAGACAGCAGUGACCCUGACACUGGCAGCGAGGAGGAAGGUAGCAGCCGUCUGUCUCCGCCCCACAGUCCUCGAGGUGAGACCCUGGCGGAGACAUGGACUAGAGACUUCACUCGAAUGCAAGACAUCCCAGAGGAGACGGAGAGCCGCGACGGGGAGCCUAUAGCCUCAGAGAGCUAAGGGGGCCCCUCCCCCUGCCCUGUGCCCCACUGAAGAACAUUACUGAGGGGGGCAAACCUUGGGGACUCCAAUUUGCCAAUGAUGAGGAAACAUUUGAAAGAACUGCUGAUUGUUCUUGCCAGCUCUUGGUAUCCUUGGAUACCUGGGGUCAUUUAAGAAGCUGGGGGAAUUAGGCCACAAUACCCCCAGGUGGCAUCCAAAGCUCCACCACAGAUGCCAAUUUUUCAUGCCUUCUUCCCUCUACUUUAGGAAAAUUUAUUUAUUUAUUGUUUAUUAGUUAUAGGGGAGAGGGGGGAUUUAAAGGACCAGGGACAUGGGAACCAAGCCAUAGGGAUCAGGGGGCCUUGUCCUUUAACACUACUGGGGUAUAUUCAGGCUUAACCAUGCAGCUGCCGGGUUCUAGCCCUAACACCCCUCCCCAGCAACCCCCAUCUUGGAGGAGAGGCUGCAGCCACAGGACCCUACGACCCUUUAAGGAGGGCUGUGGGCAGGGCCAUGUCCCUCUGCUCUGUCCCCUCCACCUCUUACCUCUGUCCUCCAUGGGAGCCCUAGGGUGAUAACCUGGCUUCCUAGAGUUGAUGGAAUAGAAAUUGGGGUGCCAUAAUGGUUUGUUAGGGGUGAGGGGAAAAAAAUCUACAGGGACCAGAAUGUUUAGUUGUUGUUUUCUUUUCUUUUUUGUACCAAAGCCAACUGCACGUGUUUUAUAUUUUUAAGAGAAGAUUGUAGGCAAUUAGAGAUUGCAGCCUUCUACUUCCAGAUCUCUGAACAAGUUGAGGGUGGGGGAGAAAACGACUUCUCCCUUGAUCAACAGUAAUGGAGGACCUAUACUGACCUCUUCCCCAGCCAUUUGCAAAAACAUUCUCGGGUGGGCUGGGAAAUCUCUAGGAACCCUGACCUCGUCUUCCACCUCAGCAACCAUGACCUGAAACCUCAGUGUGAAUUUUGGGGAUUUUUCAAUGGACCGCCCCAUGCCCACCAGCCCUGGCCAUUUUUCUGCCAAUUUGGUGUUAAAAAACAAAACACAGCAAAAAAAGAUCAAGCAGGGAAAAUUAAAGACCUGGAACCCCA